AUGCGAUUCUUUUAUCACAUGUACGGUAUGAAUAUAGGGAAAUUGAAUAUCUACACUCGUAUAUACGACAAUACAAACCAAGGACAAACUCGUGUGUGGCAGCAGAAGGGUGAGAAUGGUGCGUUAUGGGAUAGAGCAGAAAUUAUUUUCAACAUUAAUACUGAUUUUCAGAUUGUACUGGAGGGAGUUUCAGGAGACAGUUACUAUGGCAAUAUUGCCCUUGAUGAUAUAACCUUUUUGAGUUCAUGUUCUCUCAGCACCAGUGGUCGACUGCCAACAGCGCCGCCAACAACACCUCCACCAUUCCCACCAUCCACAACUCUUCAUCCAGCCUGUGAAACCGGAGAAUUCUACUGUACAGCAGAUAAUUCAUGUCUUGCACCAGAAUUUGUUUGUAACUUCCGUAGUGACUGCUCCGAUGGAGAAGAUGAAACAAAGCGAUGCAUGAAAUCAUCAUGCGAUUUCGAAACUGAUGGAUGUGGCUGGAAUGGUGUGUUUGUUGAAUCACGAAGACGCAGCACAAAACCCAAAUUUGUAUGGGACAGACAGCAAGGUAGUACAUCACAAAUUGGAGAGACUAGACCAUCAAAGGAUCAUACUAAAAAAAACGGUGAUGGGUUCUACUUGCUCGCUGAUAACUCCCCUGGUACUAAUCUAGAUACUGCUAAUAUUACCAGCCCUUUGAUUGGGCAAACUGGUCCCAGCUGUCACCUCGAAUUUUGGUACCAUAUGGGAGGUCGUCAUGUUGGGUCAUUAAUUGUUAUGUUACAAUUUGAAACACAAACACAUGUGAAAUAUAUCUUGAGUGGAGUUUCUGGGACUGAAUGGAAACGCGGACUGGCAUAUCUUGGUACAGAACAAAAUUUCAAGGUGAUAAUACAAGCUGCUAGAGGUACUAGUUACUAUGGUGAUACCUGUAUUGACGAUCUGAAGUUUCUGGACUGUGCACCUCCAGUUUUAACUGGUGAACCAUGUAGUGAUGACGAAUACCGUUGUACAAAUGGUUUCUGUAUUGACAAGAAAAAAACCUGCAAUUUUGUUGAUGAUUGCAUGGAUAACUCUGACGAAGAACACUGUGCCAAUUUGGUUGGUCGAUGUGAUUUUGAGACAGAUUUCUGUGGUUGGAGACAAGAAGAUGGGGAUGAGUUUGAUUGGUCAUUCUAUAGAGGACCCCAAUCAGAUUAUUAUUAUUAUUCUGGACCACCUACUGACCAUACAUUGAGAAAUGAGAACGGGCAAUAUGCAUAUAUUGAGACAAAAUACCCACGGAAAAUGGCUGAACGUGCAAGAAUAGCUAGUCCUUCAAUCAAAGGAUCUAGUGUUGGCUGUAGGAUUAGCUUAUGGUAUCACAUGAGUGGAAAUACUAUUGGAUCUCUGGCUGUUUUACUCAGGACAUCGUACUCCGAUGGUGACAGUGGUUUACAAGUAUUGAAGAAUAUAACUGGAGAGCAGGGUAAUUUUUGGUGGCCACUGGAUUUAACAAUAAACAGUGGGUCAGAUUUCAAGAUUGUCCUGGAAGGUAUGGUUGGCAAUACUUACUAUGGUGACAUAGCUAUAGAUGAUGUUAGUUUCAGUGGCGAAUGCCUGGCUGGAGGACACGUUACAGGUGAAGACAUGACAACAGACAGUCCACCACCUACAUGCAUGGAUGACAAACGGAAAUUAGCAUGUAAAGAUGGCUUGGGAUGUUACUACAGCUGGGAACGAUGCAAUUUUUACUCUGACUGUGCAGAUAAUUCAGAUGAGUCUAGUUGUGGUACAUCAUGCAACUUUGAAAAUGGUUUAUGUGGCUGGAAGAAUUCUGUGAGUGACCGUUUUGAUUGGUCAAUAGGAAAAGGAUCCACGACUACACAAUAUUCCGGACCAACCAGUGAUCACACAUAUGGGAAUGAUCAAGGUCACUACGUGUUCAUAAAGACAGAUGGACGGAAUGAUAAAGACAAAGCUCACCUUAUAAGUCUACCACAUCAACACAGUCACGAAGACUGCCAAUUGACAUUCUGGUAUCAUAUGUAUAGCCACUACGGAGAUAACUAUAUUGGAUCCCUGUCCGUGUCCAUUAAAUAUGCCAAUCACCAAUCCGAUCAACUAUGGUAUAAAACCGGAAACCAAGGAGAUGCCUGGCAAAAGGCAACCGUUAUGAUCGGGCGCCAAGAGGAGUUCUCGAUCAUAUUUGAAGGAGAGAGUGGAAAAUUAAGAUAUGGAGACGUUGCCAUAGAUGAUCUUGAGUUUGAGAAUUGUGUUGAUAUAAACUAUAUGAGACCUUGUGAUACAAGUAUUGAAUUUGAAUGUGAACUUGAGCGUCGUUGUUUGUUAUUGGACAGAUACUGUGAUUAUAAACCGGAUUGUAAAGAUGGAUCAGAUGAAGUUGAUUGUGCUGUGAAACCAGGUGAUUGUCAUUUUGACAAAGAUAGCCUAUAUUGUGACUAUGAACAAAAAGCGGAUGACCAAUUUAACUGGGUUGCCGGCAUUGCGACACCAAGCGAAUUCAGUGGGCCGGAAUAUGACCACACUGAGGCCAAUGCUACGCAUGGGAAAAGUCAGUUCAUCUAUAUUGACAGUACUUCCCAGAAUUUGAAUCAGAUUGCUCGCAUUGCUACUUCAACGUUAUUCCCAGCUAGUACAAAUGUAUGUAAACUUAGAUUUUGGUAUCAUAUGUAUACUGAUGUAGCUGGCACCAUGGGUUCCUUAAGGGUUUAUACUGAGUCUGACGUUGACAAUGAGCAGAGGUUACUCAUGUGGGAAAGGGGGCACAAUAUGGGGAAACAUUGGAACUAUGCUAAUAUUGUACUCAACAAUCCCCACGAUUUUCAUGUGGUAUUUGAAGGCAUCGUGGGACAAAAGGGCCAAUCAGAUAUCGCUAUAGACGAUGUCACGUUCACACAGUCAUGUCGAACUCCAGAUAAUUUCACUGAAUUGGAGCCGGGUUACUGUCCACGUAAUCAAGUAUUCUGUCCUGGUGAUCAGAUAUGUAUAUUUAAAUCCUGGUUGAAUGAUGGGAAUAUCGAUUGCCCAACUGAUUGUUUCGAUGAAGUACAAUAUAGAUAUAAUUGCGAUGCUGCUACCGAUCCUUUUAUUGGUGAUGGAAGUAAUGAGACUGGAAAUGUUGGUUUAAUAGUUGGUGCUGUUAUUGGUAGUUUAGUUGCUAUUAAACUGGUUACUUUCGCUGUUGUGUUUGCUGUUAGACGUAGAAAGCAAAAAUCCACUACAUUUCACAUUGACUUCUUAAUCGUUCACAAGAAUAGAAUAGCUAUGAUGGCGACCACCUUUCAUAUUUCAGUCACGCAGAAUGACAUUUGUCAAUUACUCAUGGGGGAAUACGUAUUCUCUUCUUAUAUUAAGGAAAAACACAAUAAUGCUCCCGGAUUGAAGAACUCUAUUAAUGCUCGCUCUGGUGAUUUUGACAAAAAUCCAUUUAGUGUAGAUGCUGACGCCGGUGCCGAAGGAUAUCUACUGGAGGUGAGAGGAAUUCAAUUAGAACAAGUAUAUCUGUCGACGACAUCUCCAUGUGGCGUUGAACAAUUCGCCUGUACUGACGGUACAUGUAUCCAUGGUACACAAUACUGUGAUUUUAUAACGCAAUGUCCGGAUGCAUCGGAUGAAACCACGUGCCCUACGACGUGUACUUUUCAAUAUGAUACAUGCGGGUGGUAUGAAGACUCGCCAAGUGAUGGCUUCGACUGGUACAGAUCACGUGCGUACGACACCCAACAGUACCCAGAUUUGGCACCGAAAUAUGAUCACACUAGCAAUAGCAUAUAUGAUUACUUUGCAUUCAUGAUGCCUAUCGGUGCAUAUGCUUCCAGCCAGAUAGCUGAGUAUAUGAGUCCUACAUUUUCAUCUGCUGCUCCUGGGUGUUAUUUAGAUCUAUGGCUAUAUAUAAAUGGGAUACGACCUUAUUACCUAGAAAUAUAUUUAAUACAAAAUGAAACGGAAACCAAAGUCUUCCGAACAGUUAACAGCUUGGGAGACCGAUGGAACAAUUUGGGUAUAGGUGUUGGAAAGCAGACUGAACCAUGGAAGGGAGCUAUAAACAAUGCGACUUUCAGACUGGUUACUGUGAUUGGACUCAGGCUUCCGAAACCGACGACAGUAGUUGGACCCGGCAGGCAGGACAGACGCGAUAUUUUACAUACACAGGUCCACUUGCUGACCAUACAUACGCCGAUGACACAGGUCGUUCUUGAAGCAGUUGCUGGAGACAGUUCUUAUGGUGUUAUUGCAGUGGAUGACAUAACUUUCUCCCCGGACUGUUUAGCCAGUACGAGUAGUAAUCUACCAAAUGCUCCCAUCACAACACCUCCACCAUCACCACCAUCGGCAACUCCCCAUCCAGCAUGCGAAGCUGGUGAUUUCUACUGUACGGCAGAUAGUAAAUGUCUUCCAUCACAACGUGUUUGUAAUUUCCGCAACGAUUGCUCUGAUGGAGAAGAUGAAACAAAGAUGUGUGUUGAUACUGUAUGUGAUUUUGAGAAUGGCACAUGUGGUUGGCAUGGUGUAUAUGUUGACACACAACAACGUAGUACGAGACCACAGUUUGUAUGGGAUAGACAACAAGGGAGAACAACAAUCAAAGGCGAUACCAGACCAUCUACUGAUCACACGAUACAAACGGGCUAUGGUUGGUACUUGUUUGCUGAUAACUCCCCUGGGUCCCAUCAAUCGAUAACUCAAAUAUCAACGCCUUGGAUUGGACAGACUAGUCCAAAUUGUCGUUUUGAAUUCUGGUACCAUAUGGGAGGUAGAAAUCUUGGAACAUUACAGUUAUUAAUACAAUUUCAAAAUUCAACGCACGUGAGGUAUGUGCAAAGCGGUGCAUCAGGUACAGAAUGGAAACGUGCAGUGAUUUAUCUUGGAUACGAACAAAAUUUCAAGCUGAUUAUACAAGCCAGCAGGGGCCGCAGUUAUUCGGGUGAUACUUGUAUCGACGAUAUCAAAUUUGAAGAUUGUGCACCUCCAGUUAUAACUGGUAAUGACUGCAGGAACGAUGAAUUCCGCUGUACCAACGGUUUCUGUAUUGAUAAGAAGAAAGUGUGUAAUUUUGUUGAUGAUUGUAUGGAUAAUUCUGAUGAAGAUCAUUGUGAUAAUUUAAUUGGACGGUGCGAUUUUGAAUUAGACUUUUGCGGCUGGCAACAGGAAAGUGGUGAUGAAUUUGACUGGUCGUUAUUCCAAGGAACACAGCAUAAUUAUGACACUGGACCGAAUAUUGACCAUACACACCGGAGUCAUACCGGACAAUACGCAUAUAUCGAGACCACCUACCCACAACAAGCUUUGUACAGAGCACGAUUAGCGAGUCCUUCUAUAAAAGGAUCAAGUAUUGGCUGCAGGUUUAUGUUAUGGUAUCAUAUGUAUGGCUCGACAAUAGGUUCUCUCUCUGUUAUGUUGAGAACUUCUUAUUUAAAUGAAGACAGUGGACUACAACUUUUAAAUAAUGUCAAUAUCACAGGCGAACAGGGAAACAUCUGGUUGGCACUUGAUGAAACUAUAAGUAGCGGAGCUGAUUUCAAGAUUGUCUUAGAGGGUAUGGUUGGAAAUACUUACCAUGGUGACAUAGCUAUCGAUGAUGUCAGUUUUAGCGCAGAGUGCCUUGGUGGGGGCAACGUCCCCGGUGAAACAUCCACAACAGCACCGCCACCUCCCAAAUGCAGUGCUGAUACUACACUUUUAUCGUGUCAUGAUGGUUCUGGAUGUUAUCAUAGUUGGCAAAGAUGCAAUUUUAUUACUACAGACUGUACAGACAAUUCAGAUGAAUUUAAUUGCGGAAACGAUUGUAAUUUUGAAUCGGGUACGUGUGGCUGGCAGAAUUCUAAAAUAGACCAGGCUGAUUGGAAAAUUGCACAAGGACCAACUCCUACACCUAAUACUGGACCAACCAGUGACCACACCCUUGGGACUUCUCUAGGUCAUUACAUGUAUUACGAAGCUGAUGGUGGAUAUACUGGGUAUAAAGCGUAUCUGCAAACUCUGCCUUACCAAAAUAGUCAUGAAAAUUGUCAGCUGACAUUUUGGUAUCAUAUGUAUAAUUAUUAUGAUAUGUACAAUUAUAUGGGAACAUUGUCAAUUUCGGUUAAGUAUGGAAAUCAUCAGUCUAAAGAAAUAUGGCGUAUUUCCGGUAACCAAGGAGAUUCCUGGAAGAAAGGGACAGCUCUGAUUGGCCGAUAUGAGGAGUUUUCAGUUACAAUUAUUGCAGAGCGCGGCACGAACUUUUACAGCGAUAUUGCUAUAGACGAUCUCGUGUUUGAAAACUGCGCAGAUGAAGACUACGUUCGACCAUGUGAUGAAGUUACAGAGUAUGAAUGCAAAGGCGAACAGCGUUGUCUAUUAAGAGAUAGAUACUGUGACCACAGACCAGAUUGUCUAGAUGGAUCAGACGAAAACGAUUGCCUUGUGAAUACUGGAGAUUGUCUUUUUGAUACCGACAAUCCAUAUUGUGACUAUAUUCAGAUGAAAGAUGACGACUUUGAUUGGACGUCUG
Saccoglossus kowalevskii is the source of this 6478-nucleotide messenger RNA. Its product is annotated as MAM and LDL-receptor class A domain-containing protein 2-like. NCBI's taxonomy places the organism in Eukaryota, Metazoa, Hemichordata, Enteropneusta, Harrimaniidae. Gene Ontology annotation, molecular function: protein binding. The record is from RefSeq and is a predicted model, not a curated record. Gene Ontology annotation, cellular component: membrane.